AUGGCGGACGGUGAUGAGGCCGAGCAGGACCAGCGCGCUCUGAGCCGCAGUCAGUCCGCCCUGCAGCUGCUCUGUAGCCGCCUGGAGGAGCUCCGCUCGGCGCUGAGAGACGGAGCAGAGCCGCAGCAGCACGAGGAGAGAACCGCCCAGUACUGCCGAGCUUUCUGUCAGUCGUUGGUGGAGUGUGUGAGCGUAUGGAGGACGGAAGAGGACCCCUGGGCUGUGUUGGAGAGUUACCGGUUGGCGCUGUUGAGUUUUGCGCAGGCAUCUGUGCACCUGUGGCCUGGGAGUGAGAACGUCAGUGUGGUUCUGGAGAGACUUUCACUGAGCUGUGUGGAGGUGCUGCUGUCAGUAGCUGACAGUUCUCCUGAUGUAUUGUGGGAACAGUUCCACUCCUCUGUACAGGCAGCUCAUGAGCAGCUGCAGCAGAAUGGCGUGUCUCAGCUGCGUCUGCUCUAUGCAGCCAGUCAGGAGAAAGGCAUGUGGAGCAACACCACGCUACAGAGCAUUCUCCGAAAUGAGACGCCUCCAGAGGAAAAAGUGCGUGAGUUUCUGGAGCGUGAAGGUCCGGAUCUGCUGCAGCUCAGAGUGAAGUUUCUGAUUAAAGAAAACAGGAUGGAGAAGGCGGCGCUGUUGGCUAAAGCCUGCGCUGAUUUUCCUGCUUUUGAGGGAAGUGGAACUCAUUUUAAACAGAGUUACCUGGUCUGCUUGUGCUCUUUCGCCCCUCAGGAGACACUGCUGGAUGAGUUAUCAAAGGUGGACUGUAGAGAUGCGCUGGAGAUGAUCUGUAAUCUGGAGGCGGACGGAGACGAGAGAGGAGCGUUUACACUCUGUUCAGGGUUCCUGACCCGGCAGCUCCUGCAGGAGGACUCGUACUGUGCCUGGGAACUGACUCUCUUCUGGAGUAAACUGCUGAAGAGGUUAGAAUCUUCAGAGCAGAGCUUUCUGGAAAGAUGUCAGAAGAUGUCGGUGCUUGCUAAAACUGUGGUCCACCUGCUAUUCUUCAUUAAAGUGAUCCAGUCCGAGCUGGACAAGACUGGAUUACCCACUUGCAUUGAGAUGUGCAUACGUGCCCUCCGUAUGGAGUCUUGCGAGGGGGCAAACAAGACCACCAUCUGCAAAACCAUCUCAUGCCUUUUGCCCUCUGAUCUGGAGAUAAAACGGGCCUGCCAGCUAACAGAGUUCCUCCUGGAGCCGACGUUGGAAUCGUAUUAUGCCGUGGAAACCCUGUACAACGAGCCAGACCAGAAGCUUGAGGAAGAGAACCUUCCAAUACCGAACUCUUUACGCUGCGAUGUUCUUCUCGUCUUUAAAACCCAGUGGCCCUUCGAUCCUGAAUUCUGGGACUGGAAAACGCUAAAACGCCAUUGCUUGGGGUUGAUGGGUGAGGAGGCAUCGAUUGUGUGUUCCAUCGAUGAGCUGAACGAUGAUCCUCUCGCAGGCAUGGACCUGGAGGAGUCUGGUUCGGCUCAUGAGGAGUUCAAGGACGUUUUCGAAUACUUUUUAGACACUACGAAUGAACUCAAUGAGAUCUCGGACCAGAAGCAGAAAAACCGGGAAGUGAAAAAGUUGAGAGAGAAAGGGUUCGUGUCUGCCAGGUUCAGAAACUGGCAAGCGUACAUGCAGUAUUGUGUUUUGUGCGAUAAGGAGUUUCUCGGCCAUAGAAUAGUGCGGCACGCACAGACUCACUUGAAGGACGGCCGGUACAGCUGUCCAAUUUGUACAGAGACGUUCGAGACGAGAGAGACUCUCGAGCCGCACGUCGCGCUGCAUGUCAAGCAGUCCUGCAAAGAGCGCCUGGCUUCCAUGAAAACCUUUAAGCAGUUAGCAAGUGCGAAAACUGAUGUGCCGGUUACAGCCAAAAGUGGAGAAAACCCAGCAAAAACGAAAGCAAAAACUGGCUAUGGAGGCGGUUUGAACAACAAGGGUGUGCUGGGUUCUCAGUCUGGUGUUGGAGUCAAUGGGAACGAGGGAAAUAUUUGCCCUGUUCCAAACUGCAGGAAGGGAUUCAAGUACUUCCGGAAUCUGAUCGCCCACGUUAAGGAUCACGGGGAGGUUGAAGAGGCGAAGCGCUUUCUUGAAAUGCAGAGCACAAAGAUCGUUUGUCAGUAUUGUCGCCGUCACUUUCUUAACGUCAAUCACCUCAACGACCACCUGCAGGUCCACUGUGACGCCAAGCCUUAUACCUGCAUUCAGCUAAACUGCAGAGCUAGCUUCGACACCAACGCUGAGCUGCUUGUGCACAGCAAAGAGCACCCGGUCUUCAAGGCCAAAUGCAUGUUUCCAGGCUGUGGAAAGGUGUUCAGCGAGGCUUAUAGACUCUAUGACCACGAGGCACAGCAUUACAAAACAUUCACCUGUAAAGUGCCUGGCUGUGGGAAGGUCUUUCAUACUCAGUCUCAGUUAGAUUUGCAUGAGGAGAGCCAUAAUGCUAAGCCGGAGGAACCACAGACCACCAAGGAAGGACAUACUCAUGAUUCAGACCCUCAACCAGACCAUUUCAGGCCAUCAAUUAAACAUGAGAUUGAGGAAGACAUUCUUCCAGGGCCUUCAGUAGGCAACUUUGAAACCAUGCCUACUGAUCACCUUUUGGGUCUGAUGAAAGUGAAACACUCUGUUAAGAACAUGCUUAAUGCAGGUAGUCUAGAUCCUACACAUGCGUUUGACCCAGGAACCCCUAGUACUGAACCACCUGGUCCAAGCCUUACGCUGCAGAGGAACCUGCAAAUGGAUAGCCAGCCAAUAGAACCUUCUGCAAACCCCAUGUACUCUCCUGCCAAUCCCAUCCACCCUCCGCCUAGCCCCAUCCACCCUCAUCCUGCCAACCCUAUGCACUCUCCCGCCAACUCCAUCCACCCUUCGGCCAGCUCCAUCCACCCUCAUCCUGCCAACCCUAUGCACUCUCCUGCCAACUUCAUUUACCCUCCGGCCAGCCCCAUCCACCCCUCCGUCAACCUCAGCCACCCUUCUGCCAACCCCAGCCACCCUUCUGCCAACCCAAUGCAAUCUCCCACCAACCUCAUGCACCAUUCUGCAAACCUUAUCCACCCUCCCGCCAACCCGAUUCACACUCCGACCAAACUCAACCACUCUCACGUCAAUCCCAUCCACCCCUCCGCCAACCCCAUGCAUCGUCUUACCAACCCCAUGCACCAUCCUGCCAAUCCCAUGCACCCUCCCGCCAAUCCCAUGCAAUCCCCCGCCAGCCCCCUUCACCCUCCUGCCAACCCCAUCCUUCAUCCUCCGGUCAGCCCCCUUCACCCGCCGAUCAGCCCUCAUCACCCUCCCGCCAACCCCAUCCUUCCUCCAGCCAAUCCCAUCCACCAUCCUGCCAGUCUGAUACAUCCUCCUGCCAAUCCAUUACAAUCUUCAAUCAAUCGUCCAAUGCCUCACCUGAAUGAACCUAAACAAGAGGAUUCCUUGUUGGAUGUCUUAAUGAGUGACCCAAUGCUUUCUCCACCAUGCCUUGUUCCUCCAGCGCCCUCUUAUCAAAGCAUUCUUGAGGACUUGCAGCCCGUACCCUCAGGAGAUGUUUUACAAGCUCAAAUGCAGACGGCUGUUGCUCAAGGUCAUACCCAGCCGCUGUACAAUAAUGAAACUUCUGCAUACGGACAAUAUGAUUCAAACCCCAUGUCCCAGAUUCAAGCUCCGUACCAAGUUCAGUACAGUAAUAACGUUGUACCUGUAACACACACUGCUCAUAAUGUGGCACCAGUAUUACCAGUGUCGCAAAGGCUUCCUCCACAAGUCACUCCCUUUCCUGUCAACAGACAGGUCUCGGAGAGCAGACCAGUACAGCCAGUGCAGUCAAACACUGGGCCGGUUGCAGAGGAAAAAGAGAGAUAUAAAUGUGCUUAUGAAACCUGUUCUCGUGACUACAGCAAUUAUAGGAGUCUAACCAAGCACAUGAAAGCUGCUCACUGUGAUUUUUAUACGCAGUGGAAACUAGCAAAAAGAAACAAUAAGGUACCACCCAUUACAAGCAGACCUGUGUCCAUGAAUGGAAACUCGCAAUCAGUUGCACCCUUUCACAAUCAGGUGGCUCAAAGCAUUCAAACUCCUGCAACACAAAUGCAGAACCCUACCGAUCAGCACCAGUACUCAGUAAGCUGCCCAAACCCAAAUUCCACUUAUCAUGCUAUGCCAUCCCACAUAGGAGCUUCUACUAGCCAACCUUUUCCCAAUCAAAUGGAGAACAUUUUGGAUCCCAUUGUACUCUCGCAGCUAGGAAGCUCAACAAAUCAGUCUCAUGAAACCCCCCACCGUACAUGGAAUACUGUACUGAUGAAUGAUUCACUUCAACAGGCUUACCAUUCGCAAGCAAGGAACAUGGAUGUCAUGUCCAGUGCUCAUUCCUCUAUCCUAAUGAACACAGCUACACAAGGCCAGGAGCCCAAUACCCGUCAUGAAGGAAUGGCCUAUUCUGCUCUUCAGCAUCAGAAUAAUCCCCCUGGUCAAUAUAUCCAGACCCAAACGGACACCCAACCAAUUGGAAAUCCGGCCAGAACGGGCCAUACCGGUGAUUCAUCUGCAGGUUCUUACAUUCAGCAACCAGAAAGCAAUUCUGUACCUGUGGUCAAGCACACCGAGUGUAUAAUAAAACUGGAGAGAAACCCAAGUUUAGAUUCGCCACCUCUACCACAAAAUGCAUCUCCUACAGUUGUGAAUUCUCAGAAGACUAAAGAUGACUCUGGUAGAUCCACACAAGACGGUGAAGUAAAGAAGCGUAAACGAAGCAACAGAACGAAGUGGCCCGCCAUAAUCAGAGAUGGGAAAUUCAUUUGCUGCCGGUGCUUUAGAGAGUUCCAGAGUCCUAAAUCUCUUGGAGGACAUCUGUCUAAACGUGCCAUCUGCAAACCCUAUGAUGAAACCGUCCUCAGUGCAGACCUUCCCACUUCAUUCCUUGAUCUUCUGAACUCCCCUCACCUCACAAAUUCUCCUCAGUCCUCACCUUCUCACAUGGAUUCCAACCAAGCUUGGCCUUCAGUGAGUAAAGGUCCUCUCGACCCAAAACUAUUUCCAAAUGUCACGUUUCUACACACUAAUGAUUCUGAAUAUGCCAACAAUAACAAUAAGCAGAGCAGUGAGACCCGUAAACAAGGUGAAGCAAAUCCCAUCGAGUCUGUUGGUGUAAUUCAGCAGACCUUCGCAGAAUCCUCCGUGUCUUACCCGCAAGAUGGACAAAGCAGUGUGAUUCAACACACAGGAAACAUUAAGGAAAAGAACAAUCAGAUAAAUCAAGUUCAUUAUACUCAGCCCCAGCCUGGCAAACCUUCUGUAAAUGAGAGUGCUCCCGAAGAUUCGCUUUUGUCUUGUUUGCUAGAUGAAGAUCGCUCUCACACAUUUAAUGAAGUUCCUACUGACCAUGUUGGAAGAAUCCUGCAGGCCAAAACACUAAAUAAGAUAAAGGAGAUCCAAGAAAAAUCUACAAUUACAAACACUACUGGAUUGUCCAAUGACGGGCUUCUGGCUGCAAUGGCUAGUCUGGCUCAAAAUCUUGUCUCUGAAAAGAGUGUCAAGGAAAAACUUCGUGAGCAGAUAUUAGCUGGAGAUUUCCACAAAAGAAACACUUCAGGACAAGGUCAAGGUUUUGAAAACGUACAUUUGCAAAGCUCUGCUGCUUCUAGUCCUGUGAUGAAUAUUCCUCAACAAACAUUAAAUGUAAUUCAGAUGACUCCUCAAAGAAAUGAACCUCCUGGAAAUAGUGCCGGACGUUCCUCAGAACAUGAUGUCCACAGAGUCGGUGUUGCCCCUGAUAAUACCUCCCCAGAAAUGUUCUUGGCAGGUGGUUCUAAUGACAGUGCAACACAUGAAAAUCUCACCAACCCACAAAUACAACAAGAGGAUGAAAUAACGGCUAUUCAGAGAGCCCUUGAAAGACUGGACUUGGAUAAAGAAAUCAGUGAAGAUGAGCAGUCCACCACGGACCUUACAGAAAACCCUGGAGCAUCCAGGACCCUAGAUUCAAACUCUGUUCUAGGGAAUAGAGGCUAUGGCUGUGACAUCGAUAAGUGUGGUUACAGAGCAAUGACGAAGGAUGCCCUGUUCAAACAUCUCAUCAGGCAGCAUAACUACACCGAUGACAUGCUGAACCAGUUCCGGAAAGAGCAGUUUAACCUUGCCCCUUUCACUUGUCAGCUCUGUCCUAAGACCUUCACCAGAAACUCAAACCUCAGAACCCAUUAUCAAACCAACCACAAUUACUCAAUGGAGCAGAUAGUGAGGAUGGGAAUCACACGUCCAUACAAUCGAAAAACCUUAGAGGGGGAUCAAAGCCCUUGUCCUACUGAUUCUUUGGUGCGAAAGGAAAUCUCAACUGGUGUACCUGUAAAAUCAGAAUACAACCAUCAUUUUGAACAGCAGCCACCCGCUUCUUAUUUUGGCUCUAGUAUGGACACCCUGCAGAGAUCAGAGGCAGCACCCCCUCAAAGUCAGACUGCAAUGCAACCGUCAGUAAUUAGGCAUGUCCCUUCUGCGAUCCCUACUCCAGACAUGGUGCAGGAUGGGCCAAGACUCUCUGUGCCCGGCCAGCCCACAUAUGCAAUGCCUACUGGAAGGGCAUUGCCUACAGGUGCACCACUUAUGGCACAGAAUCAAUCUUUUACUGUGCAGAUGGGUAAUCUUUUAGCAGAGAAGCCCAAACUUGGAAGACCUAAACUGCAGAAACCAAGAGAAAUGAUCAAAAAGCCCAAAGAAAAGAAGAUGGGUGUUGAUGAUGUUUUCAGCCCCUACCGACCUUACCGUUGUGUUCAUCAGGGCUGUGUGGCCGCCUUUACGAUUCAGCACAAUUUGAUUCUCCAUUACAAAGCAGUCCAUCAGUCUGCUCUUCCCAAAUUUGAUGCUAAUGAUGACGAGGAGCAUAUAGAGGAAGAGGAAAUUGAAAACAAUGAAGAAGAGGAUCUGCCCGAGGGAGAGGUCACUGAGGUGACAGAGUUGCGGUGUCAAGUCAAAGACUGCUCUCGAAUAUUUCAGGUCGUUACAGACCUGCUGCAGCAUUACCUUCAGCUACACAAGCUAAAAAUUCACAAAGCAGGUGCCAUGAUGUCCGGUCUGAAUUUGGGCAGGUUUCAAUGUGACCAGCCAAACUGUGAGGUCACCUUCACUGCUAUCUGGAAGUACAUCAGCCAUGUCGACAACGAUCAUAAAGAGAAAAAGGUCUCCAAAGUUCAGCCUAUCGAUGGAGUGUUCCAUUGUGAAGUCGAGGGUUGCAACCUCGGGUAUUCCACGCGGUCCAAUCUUCUGCGCCAUGUCAUGAAAAAGCACGAUGAACUUUACAAACUCGAACUACUGAAUGCAAAGCGCAGUGCAAAUGGUGUUAGGCUCGGUCGACCUCCCAAAAAUUAUACCUUCCUUGAGAAAGAGAAUAGAGAAGUUAAUAAGAAACCCGUGCCAAAGCCUGUUCAGAAGGGGGCUGAGAAAAAGAAAAAGGAGCAGAAGAACCACUGGACGAAAUACGGGAAGCCCAUUUUAAAAUCGCAGGAGGAGGCGUCUGCGAUGUGCACCAAGAAGUUCCCACUGCAGUACCCUUGCAUGAUUAAAGGCUGCGAGACUGUAACUGGGUCGGAACGGAAUCUGAUGAAGCAUUAUGUCCAGCACGGCCUGCCGAAACAGGACUUGGAGGAGCAGAGGAGCAAUUACAUAUUCUGCAAGAAAAUGCCUCGCUCAAAGUACAAACAUUUAGCAUCAAAGAGCGACGACUCGGACGAGAGCUCUUUUGAGGUGUCCGAGAACGAGGAUGCUGUGGACAGUGCGCCCAGCGAGUCCGAGUUGUCAAAACCGACGUCUGAAAAGGAGAGUACUGAGGAUACAGAAGUUUCGGAUGGCAAAUUAUUCACUGACGUAAGCUCUGAUAGCUCUGUAGUUGUCAAGCGAAAGAAAGGACGUCCACGCAAAGGGGAGCGAGUCCGAGAGAAACCUGUGGUACGCAAGAGAACAACGAGGUUAAGUGCUAUACAGAGUUUCUCUGAGAACUUCACAGAUAACUCUGAUACUUCUUCCAGUGCCACGUUGACACAACAUCAGCCCCCUGAGCAAGACCCCGUGCUGACCUCAUUUACGCCAAUGGGCUUUGAGAUGUCCUUUCUCAAAUUCCUGGAGGAAUCCAGGAAGUCCCCUGAAAAGAGGAAAGCGCCCGAAAAAGUGGACGUUGUUCCACGCAAGAAAAUCCUCCCGGUGCAACUAAAGACGGCCACUGUCGUGUGCAGCAGGAUCAAUCCUGAUAAGCACACCAGAGGAACGGUGAAAUAUGUGGAAUUUAAGAACCCGCAGAAACUAACCUCUCUGAGAAAUGUGACGUUCGAGGUGCAAAGAAGUUUAUCAAAUGUAUUCGAACAUUUGCUUAAGCAGCUCCAUGACAUGCGGCCCGCGGUGGUUAUUAAAAAAGAAAGUGUGAUUAAUAUUAAGGGGUAGUGCUGAGGCCCUGAGCGCAUGGUCAGUGAGCUGUUUAGAUGUAAAAUGAGAAGUGUAUGUUGGUCUUUGACCUUUAUGGUAUUUGUUGGCUGGCACCUGGUGGUUUUUAAAAGUCCUGUGUGUAUUAAACCUGUUUUGUAGUGAUGAACUUAAAGAGCAGAUAUUAAUGAUAUACCUCUAAAGCAUGCUCAUCCAUCUACAUGGGAAAAGUACUUUUAAAGCUAGAUUUUCAUUUCAGAGGCUCCUAUAGGACAAUGAAUUUGCCUCUGUACCAGUUGGACUGGAGAACCUGUAGUGCAGUGGUGACCUGUAGAUGGUGACCCGGUUUUAGUCGUCUUCAUCUUGUAUUAUAAAUUUAAAAUCGUCUAUAAUGUUGUGUAAUCUGUGUGGACAUACCUGACGUUCUGGAUAAAUUACUGCCACCAGCAGUCUGUACCCUAAACAACCAAGACCAAUUUAUUACAGCUUGCCUUUUUUUUUUUUAAUCUGUGUGGUUGUCCUUAUUUUAUAAACUGACUUGAUCGUGGUGCUGACUGAUUACUUUUUCUUGAAGCGUUUAUGUAAGAUUUAUAUUCCAGUUUUGCAACUGAACAGUGACCAUUAAUAAACACUACCAACAGUACUGGAGACGA
Molecule: messenger RNA, 9041 nt
Organism: Trichomycterus rosablanca
Lineage: Eukaryota; Metazoa; Chordata; Actinopteri; Siluriformes; Trichomycteridae
Gene: znf292b
Product: zinc finger protein 292b
Exons: 8
Coding region: 1-8409 (2802 amino acids)
Biological process (GO): regulation of transcription by RNA polymerase II
Cellular component (GO): nucleus
Molecular function (GO): DNA binding; DNA-binding transcription factor activity, RNA polymerase II-specific
Source: RefSeq, a predicted model, not a curated record